UCGCUAAGUCGCUACCGCUCUCGAGGCUCGCACAUCGCCGGCGAGGUGUAGUGUAGGACGUAGGAUCACGUCAGAUCACGUAGGAUAGUAUUACGGCGAAAUGUCCGUUACACUAUGCGCCCAGCUGCUUCCCUCAUCGAAGAACGCGAUGUUGCUGUUGAGUCGAAGGACAAUACAUGGAGGUUUUGGUACUGCCAGUCUAUUACAGGUAGCUUCCUCAACGCAGGCUCCAAACAAAAAUAUCCUCACGAUGCCUAGCACGCCUGCCGCGAAAAGUAUACGACCGAGAAUUGGAAGACUGGAAAGGACGCUGAAAAAGUGGGGUAUUCUAGAUCUUCAAAAAUAUAGAAAUAUGCAUUUGGGCUAUAAUGUGUACGAACAUGUAAUUGGUCAAGUGGACUAUCCUUUCUUCUUUAAACAUUUUAAUCUGCCGGAUACACUUUUCUCUUGGUUUCUGGUGACAGAGCUUCAUGUAUGGAUGAUAAUGGUUCGCUACAUGGCAGAUGAACAAGAUGGGAAGGUUGUCAGGAAUAAUGCGGUAUCAGCAAUGUGGGAUGAUACGAAGGCCAGAAUAGAGAACCUUGGUCAAGUCAAGAACUCAGUUAAACAGAAACAAAUAAAGGAAAUAUCGUAUCAAUUCAAUGCUGCUAUAAUAGGUUACGAUGAAGGCAUACAAGCUGAUGAUAAAACAUUGGCAGGAGCAUUGUGGAGACGCUUCUUUCAUUCAGAAUGUAACAAUCCGGAACAUGUUGAAACGCUUGUCCAUUAUGUUAGGAAACAGAUCUGUUUAUUCGACAGUUUACCAAAUAAUGAAGUUUUAAGAAAACCUGUUUUAAAAUUAAUAGACAUAAAAAGUUUGUGUAAGCAUCAACAAUAAUGUUUACAGUUAAAUAAAAAUAACAGAUAAUGUAAAAUAUGUUAUUCUUGUAAAUACAUAAUAUUAUUAUGAAAAGCGAUUGUACAAAUAUAGUAAUAAAUGUAGAAUGUUACUCUUUCGUGAA
This is a messenger RNA of Monomorium pharaonis (pharaoh ant), 1001 nucleotides long. It is a transcript of the gene Uqcc1, whose product is annotated as ubiquinol-cytochrome-c reductase complex assembly factor 1. Gene Ontology annotation, cellular component: mitochondrion. The coding region runs from base 101 to 877 and encodes 258 amino acids. Gene Ontology annotation, biological process: mitochondrial respiratory chain complex III assembly. The record is from RefSeq and is a predicted model, not a curated record. Lineage: Eukaryota; Metazoa; Arthropoda; Insecta; Hymenoptera; Formicidae. The transcript is spliced from 6 exons.